This is a messenger RNA of Culex pipiens pallens (northern house mosquito), 806 nucleotides long. RefSeq lists its product as uncharacterized. NCBI's taxonomy places the organism in Eukaryota, Metazoa, Arthropoda, Insecta, Diptera, Culicidae. Gene Ontology annotation, cellular component: glycosylphosphatidylinositol-N-acetylglucosaminyltransferase (GPI-GnT) complex. The transcript is spliced from 4 exons. Bases 228 to 773 code for a protein of 181 amino acids. The record is from RefSeq and is a predicted model, not a curated record. Gene Ontology annotation, biological process: GPI anchor biosynthetic process.
UAAACAAACCCACCCAAAGCAAGUUCGGCCCAGUUAGGUUUUACACCGUGACGUCAUUUGACAGCUCGUGUGCACUGUUUACAUGGUCUUCGUCGAUUGUCGACGAAUUUCCUCGAACAAAAUCGACGACCGCAUCGAGCUGUGCUAAGUCCAUGUAAACAGUGCACUCCUUUCUAACCUCCAAAUCGAGUCGGCGUAAAACCUAGUUCCGUGCCUCUUUCGGAGCAAUGGGCACCUACUGGACCAACUGCGGCCGCAAAAUCAACGCCAGAAUCGUGCAAAAGUCGCCAAACGUGCUGAACCUGUCGAUCGAAAACACCGAGCUCGUUCAGGAACGUUUGCUCCGGUUGAAGCUGGCCGCGGCCCUGCUCUUUCUGUACGCGUUCCUCAUUCUGGUCCCCACCGGGUGGAACCAGCUGUGGAUUCAUGGGAUUUUUGUGGUUUUGCUGGGGGGUGUUGCCUACAGUUAUACUAAAAUUGUGAAGAAUGAAAACUUAGUUCUAGUCAAAGACUUUGCCCUGCAGUAUUCUACUCAUUUCAUUGGUGGGGGAGCCAAAAACGUACUGAUUCCAAUCAAACACAUUCACGAUGUUGUCAUCAACGAAGUUUUUCAUAAUCUUAAGGUAGUCUUUAGUUUGUCAGUUUUAACCAAAGGAAAUUUAUUUAAGAAUCAACCGAUCGUGACGCUGCUCAAGCACUUAAACCCUCGCGUCGACUGUUUGGAGAUGAUUUACAACGAGUUGCACAACAUUUUGAGCUUGGAGAAUGAUUGAAAGCAAUAAAAAUAGCAUGACAAACCAUUAAAA